Protomyces lactucae-debilis is the source of this 2004-nucleotide messenger RNA. RefSeq names its product solute symporter family transporter. NCBI's taxonomy places the organism in Eukaryota, Fungi, Ascomycota, Taphrinomycetes, Taphrinales, Protomycetaceae. The coding region runs from base 1 to 2004 and encodes 667 amino acids. The transcript has 4 exons. Gene Ontology annotation, cellular component: plasma membrane. Gene Ontology annotation, biological process: urea transmembrane transport. The record is from RefSeq and is a predicted model, not a curated record. Gene Ontology annotation, molecular function: urea transmembrane transporter activity.
AUGUCGGCUUUCCGCGUUGUCCUUCCUGAGGGUUUAGGUUAUGGCAUCGUCGUAGGCAUUGGAUUCGUGGCAGCUCUCUUGAUGGUCUUGCUCUCCUAUAUUCAGAAUCGAUACACAGUCAAUUCUACAUCUGAUCCAGAAGAGUUCAACACGGCGAGUCGAAGUGUCAAGCCAGGACUCAUAGCAACAGCUGUUGUCUCUUCAUGGACUUGGGCUGCAACGUUGCUGCAAAGUUCAGCUGUGGCCUACCGAUACGGUAUCACCGGCUCCUAUUUCUAUGCUGCUGGUGCCACCAUCCAGAUUGUUCUCUUUGCAGUAUUGGCCGUCAAGAUCAAGCUCAAUGCUCCAAGGUGUCACACGUUCUUGGAAGUCAUUCAUCGUCGUUACGGCGUCACUGUGCACUGGCUCAUACUGGCGUUUGCACUAGUGACUAACUUGUUGGUCUCGACGCAGCUACUCCUUGGCGGCUCAGCGGUCGUCAAUGCGCUCACUGGUGCGAAUGUCUACGCUUGCAACAUCUUGAUUCCACUUGGCGUUGUAUGUUACGUUGUGGUUGGCGGCCUUCGAGCAACUUUCUUGGCGGACUACUCCCACACUGCCAUCCUCAUGAUCAUCAUCCUCUACUUUCUCUUCAGUGCCUUCGUCACGUCAUCCAAGCUUGGAUCUCCAGGUGCCUUGUACGACCUUGUCAAAGCCGCUGGUUUGGAAACUCCCGUCGGUGGCAACCAGAAUGGGUCCUACUUGACCAUGAAAUCCAACCAAGGCCUGGUAUUUGGCUUGAUCAAUGUUUGCGCAAACUUCGCUACUGUGUUUCUGGAUCAGGGAUAUUGGCAACGCGCUAUUGCCUCAAAGCCAUCGACGGCUAUGCGAGGCUACUUGCUGGGCGGUCUCGCAUGGUUCAGUGUGCCCUUUGGCUUCGCCACCUGUCUCGGGCUCGUUGCUCUAGGGCUGCGGCAUGAUCCUGACUUUCCAACAUUCCCAGAUAUCCUAUCUUCAGCACAAAUUGGUGCAGGUCUGCCAGCUCCAGCGGCAGCUUAUGUUCUGCUCGGCAAAGGGGGUGCCGUUGCUAUGCUCAUCAUUCUUUUCAUGGCCGUGACAUCAGCUCUCAGUUCUGAACUCAUUGCCACUUCAUCCAUCUGGACGUUUGACAUUUAUGCCAUCUACAUCGAUCCUCAUGCAAGCGGAAAGAAGUUGGUCCGCUUAUCCCAUGUAGGCAUUGUUGCGUGGGCCAUCAUUACAGCACUCGGUGCUUGUAUCUGGAACAUUGUUGGUCUUGACUUGGGCUGGCUUUACAAUUUCAUGGGCGUUGUCGUGUGUCCUGCCGUGGUGCCCGUCUUUUAUGCAUUUAGCUGGAAGAAGCAACCUUGGAUCGCCAUGAUCGUUGCACCACUUGCAGCAUUGGUUGCUGGACUUACUGCUUGGCUAGUCACAGCAGCAGCGCUUCAUGAUGGUGUCAUUUCUAUUGAAACGACGGGAACGCUGUAUGCGCAGCUUGCGGGAAAUCUAACGUCGCUCAUGGUGUCUGCUAUUGUGGCCACCACCAUUUCACUCAUUUGGCCGGCUGACUUUGACUUUAGCAUUACGCGCUCCAUCAAUGUGCAGACGAGCACAGUCUCAAGUAUCAAAGAGAAGGAGCUAUCGGGUACGUCGACACCAGAAAAACAGGUUCUUGAAGACACCAUUGAGUCAGGGACAGGUGAAAUCUUGGAUGACGACGAGAACCCCGUCCUCCUCAACCGCGCUGUGCGAACAGCUGCGUAUACAGGAAUAUCGACCAGUGUUAUUCUGAUCUUGAUCGUUCCCCUACCCCUCUUCUUAUCGCACUAUGUCUUUUCCAAGGGCUUUUUCACCGGCUGGAUCGUCGUAUCAAUGCUCUGGGCAUGGGUCGCUGCAUUCAUCACGAUUGUAUUGCCUAUAUGGGAAUCGUGGACGUCAAUGAGCCGUGUUUUCAAUGGGAUCUGGGCAGACAUGAGGGGCAAGGCCAUUCCAAAUCGAGCAGACUAG